Messenger RNA from Angiostrongylus costaricensis, 1011 nucleotides. The record is from the annotation of a GenBank genome assembly. NCBI's taxonomy places the organism in Eukaryota, Metazoa, Nematoda, Chromadorea, Rhabditida, Metastrongylidae.
AUGACAUCUCAGAAUACGAGCAUACCGUCGUUCACACAAUCAUUUUCUGCAGGUAUCAAGCCGCAAUAUGUCCGGAUUGUUGGAGAUUCUGUUGGAGUUGUUAAUCUUACGCCUGCCGCUCUGCAGUGCCUUGCAGACAAGACAGCACAGAAAUUUGCUAUUCAUAGUCGGCGAAGAAGGGUACUUGUUGAUGAUGUGGGAUCCGCUCUGAAUAUGUUGUUCAUUCCGAUGCCUAUAGGAUCUCUGACCCGUCCCCAGCCUUCUAUGCGACAUUUGCGAAUGCCAGGUGGAGAGCAACUGUAUGUUAGGGAAGACGUAGAUCUCGAUGUUCCAUCCCUUACCCAGCCUCCACAAAUGCGAAUUCCCCUGAAGCGUCAUAUUCGUGUUCACUGGAUCCGGGCAGGUAAUGAUGAAGAGCCACAACCAGAGAAGAAAGUGAAAAAAGCGCUACAAGGAAGUGGAGCGAACUUUUCUGUUCUUCCGGCUGCACUAAGAAAGCGGGUGCUUUUGCCAAACGAAAUUCUUUCUCCAUCACUUUCAUUUCGUCUGGCCGCACAAGGAUUACCAAAAAAGGAGCAGAUUUUGGUUAAGCCAUCGUUUUUGGAACCCUUAUCAGUCGAACAACAGGUUUAUCUCAAGGAAAUUGUUGAGGCUUGUGUUGGUCAGGAUGACAAAAAGCGUCAACAAGCACUUCAGUCUCUUGAACGUGAUACAGGGAUACAAGUACUGCUUCCACGAUUGUCUCGCUUGAUGUAUACAUCUAUUCGAUGCAAUAUCGUUCAUCGCUGUUUGUCCAUGUUAAUUUACGUCGUACGAAUGAUGAGAGCGGUUGCCGCUAAUAAAUCAGUAAAAUUGGAUGGAGUACUUCAUGAAUUCUUGCCAUCGCUGUUGAGUUGCAUGCUGUGCAGAGUUCUGUGCACUCGACCUGAUUCGGACAAUCACUGGGCAUUACGUGAUUUUGCUGGAAAAACGCUGAUAACUAUUGUGAAGUAUGUAAUAUCACAGCCUUAG